This is a messenger RNA of Anastrepha obliqua, 674 nucleotides long. It is a transcript of the gene Rrp47, whose product is annotated as nuclear nucleic acid-binding protein C1D. Bases 7 to 534 code for a protein of 175 amino acids. Gene Ontology annotation, molecular function: RNA binding; DNA binding. Gene Ontology annotation, cellular component: exosome (RNase complex); nucleolus. The transcript is spliced from 2 exons. Gene Ontology annotation, biological process: maturation of 5.8S rRNA; regulation of gene expression. The record is from RefSeq and is a predicted model, not a curated record. NCBI's taxonomy places the organism in Eukaryota, Metazoa, Arthropoda, Insecta, Diptera, Tephritidae.
AGCUGUAUGUUCUUGGUUAGAGAAAAUUAUAUUUUUGUUUUGGUUUAUAGCUUUUGCGCUUUUAAAGAAAUUAAAGAAAUCAUGGAAUUCGGAGAGUUACGAAAUGAUGAAAAGUUUACUAACACUGUAGGAAACUUUUCAACUGCUCUGGAUAAAAUUGAGCAGAGCCUUAAUACAGUAGUCGAGUUAAAGGAUUUCGAAGAACUUUCAGUGCAAGAAAAAGUAAAACUAGAUAAUUAUCUCGCGUACGCAAUAAAUUCGUUAUAUUGGAUGUAUGUUAAGUUGAACGGAGAUGAUCCUAACGAGCAUAACAUAAAAAAUGAACUUUCACGUGUGCGGCAAACUCUUAUUCGUGAUCAACAAAUUCAUGAACGCAAUACUAUACGUCCGGUGUUAGACAAAGCAGCUGCGGGGCGUUUUAUUAAGCAUGGAUUACAUAUACGUUUUGAUGAAAAUGGAGAACGAAUAACAGACACACGAAUUACCAAUCCAACAGGCCAAGAUGACACAAUGGAUUUGAAAAGUGAUGAGUAGAAUUUGUAUUCAUGAAAGAAUUACAAGUUUAAACGUAGUAUUUUUUUAUGAUAUAGGCUUAGAUUGAUUAAAUUUGCAUUUACAUAAUAUUGAUCAUAUAAAAUUGAAAAUAAAUCCGGGUCGUUCCGGUAAAUUAGAAC